Perca fluviatilis (European perch) is the source of this 3527-nucleotide messenger RNA. RefSeq names its product cannabinoid receptor 1 (gene cnr1). Gene Ontology annotation, biological process: G protein-coupled receptor signaling pathway. The record is from RefSeq and is a predicted model, not a curated record. Bases 417 to 1826 code for a protein of 469 amino acids. Gene Ontology annotation, cellular component: membrane. Lineage: Eukaryota; Metazoa; Chordata; Actinopteri; Perciformes; Percidae. The transcript is spliced from 2 exons. Gene Ontology annotation, molecular function: cannabinoid receptor activity.
CCGCGCUAGCUUCAUGGGUUGGGCAGAUAAAGCUAUAUGGAAACACGUCACAGGGCUUGUAGGAGCGACGCUUCAUAAGUGAAGACACAGAGAGAAAGACUGGAGAGACGCGGGAGCAACCUGUGUCCACAAAGCAGGAGCGCACCUCAAGAGCGAAGACACUUCAACAGCUGAUAAACUUAUGUUACAUAUAGAAUUUGAAAAAGAAACGAAUAAUGAUGAUGAUAAUGGUGGUUUCAUUCUAACACAUGCAUACUGGUGUGUCUCUCUUUUUAUGUGAGAUCUGUGCUGGUUGGAUGAUGCGCUUCUGACUUGGAUUAACGCGCGGUGGUGAAGGACGAUUCUGCGCACUUGGAAAAGAAUUAUGUAAGGUUGUCCGGGCAUCUUAGACUGCAGCAUUACCCUCAGACACAGUCAUGAAAUCUGUGCUGGAUGGUGUGGCGGACACCACCUUCCGGACUAUUACCUCUGGUUUACAGUAUCUGGGCUCCAACGACGCUAACUAUGACGACCCCCUCAAUGAUGUAGACUUCAAGGCGGGUUUCUCUCUGCAGAAGCCCUUAUCUGCUUUCCGCAGCAACUCCUUCCCUAACAAAGUACCUGCGGAUGAGGAGCUCAUCCUCAAGGGCAUCCCCUUCUACCCCACCAAUGCCACAGACUUGUUCGGCAACAGGAGCACAUUCAGAGAUGAGACUAACAAUAUACAAUGUGGGGAGAACUUCAUGGACAUGGAGUGUUUCAUGAUCCUGACACCCAGCCAGCAGCUGGCUGUGGCUGUGAUGUCUCUGACUCUGGGUACCUUUACAGUGCUUGAGAACCUGGUGGUGCUCUGCGUCAUCUUCCAGUCUCGCACCCUCCGCUGCAGGCCAUCCUACCACUUCAUUGGCAGUCUGGCUGUGGCUGACCUUCUUGGAAGUGUCAUAUUUGUCUACAGCUUUCUGGACUUCCAUGUCUUUCACAGGAAGGACAGCCCCAAUGUUUUUCUCUUCAAGCUGGGUGGAGUCACGGCAUCGUUCACUGCCUCUGUGGGGAGCCUUUUCCUCACUGCUAUCGACCGCUACAUCUCCAUACACCGGCCUCUUUCCUACAGGCGCAUUGUGACACGGACCAAGGCUGUCAUUGCCUUUUGUGUGAUGUGGACCAUCUCCAUCAUCAUCGCAGUGCUGCCUCUACUGGGCUGGAACUGUAAACGUCUCAAUUCUGUUUGCUCAGACAUAUUCCCUCUGAUUGACGAGAACUAUCUGUUGUUCUGGAUCGGUAUAACCAGCGUGCUGGUUCUUUUCAUUAUCUAUGCCUACAUAUACAUCCUGUGGAAAGCACACCACCAUGCUGUGCGCAUGCUGAGCCGCACCUCCCAGAAGAGCCUUGUUGUUUACUCAGCAGAUGGGACUAAAGUGCAGACCACGCGCCCUGAGCAGACACGCAUGGACAUCCGUCUGGCAAAGACCCUGGUGCUCAUCCUGGUGGUGCUGGUCAUCUGCUGGGGCCCACUGCUUGCCAUCAUGGUCUAUGACCUCUUCUGGAAGAUGGACGAUGACAUCAAGACGGUAUUUGCAUUCUGCAGCAUGCUCUGCCUGCUCAACUCCACUGUCAACCCAAUCAUCUACGCCUUGAGGAGCAAGGACAUGCGGCGCGCCUUCCUCAGCUCCUGCCAUGCCUGCAGGGGCAGUGCCCAGCAGUUGGAUAAUAGCCUUGAGUCAGACUGCCAGAACAGAAAUGCCAACAUUUCUGCCAACAGGGCUGCAGAGAGCUGUGUGAAGACCACUGUGAAAAUAGCCAAAGUAACAAUGUCUGUGUCAACUGAAACUUCUGGAGAGGCUGUCUAAUUGGCCAUCACGGAAGAAACUGUGUAAAUGUCAUCCUCCCCAAACAAUGCCAUUCAACACAAUAAAGCAGACGUUAGAUAUCCCAGAGAGAAAAAAAUACUCUCCUGAAAGUAUUGACUUAUACAUCCUCACAUAGACGCUUUAAUGGUUGCAUUAUUUUGCAUUGGUUUGUGAGUACAUGGUUUGCCAAAGUGCCAAAUGAUAUUGCAAGUUAAUAGGAACGACUCACGAUUUGAAAGGAUUUAUCAAAGACUAUCAAAAGUCUGCUGUUUACCAUAGACUUAGUGAUAUCCAGUUAGUGAAGGCAUAUUAUAUUUUUUUACUGUGAAUUCAGGUUUUGAAAACAAUAUAUCUUCAUUUAUGGGAUAAGGGGCUACUGACAUUUUUAAUUCGAGAUGUUUUACUGUGUCAUCUAGAAUGUGUCUUGCACCAGACUUUCUACAGGCUUUAUGUUGCAUACAGAUAUUUCUAGGAGGGAAUGGUAAAGAAAAAAGUUCAAAUGACUGAUUGUUUAUUUCCAAAAUUACCAUUAAACAUGUCACUUUUGUACUUCUUUAUGACAACACUCAGUGGGUGGCAAAAUGUGUUAAGAGAUUUGAGAAAUGCAAGGUGAUUCAUGCUCAAUAUAAAGAAAACAACAACAACAACAACCAUAUUUAUCACUAUCUGAGAAAUGAGAGGUGAUUCAUGCUCAAGAUAAGAAAACCAUAUUAAUCACCAUCACAAAUAAACUCUAAUAAGAUGGAGGUAAAUGGAUUCACAGCUUCUGAGUGUCAAAUCGGGAAUGGCAUUUUCUGUGGCAGUGACGAUCGUCCCUGUUGUCCAUUUCUUUACCCCGCUAGCUGUUAGACGUUUAGAGUAAUGUGUCUUUGUUCAAAUGUAUACCUAACAACUGUACAGUGUUUUCUUGCAAAAUAACGUGUUCAAAUCCACUCCUUCAGCUAUACAGCCAACAUCAACAACAACAACAACAACAACAACAAGCUUUUGACCAAAGCUUGAACACAUCAAAACUGCAUUUGGACGCAGUGUGCUGGUCACUACUGUAACAAACUGAAGUGUUUUUUGACUAUAGCUGCUUUCAUCAAAUGUAUGAUUUUACUGGAUUCAGCCUUGUAUGUGCGUGAUACCUUGUGACUUGGUGAUAUAUUUCCAACCCCAAGCCGUUUGAUCAUUGCAGUGAGUUGUUUUAGUGCUACUGUUGCAGCGGGGCAUCAUUUAGGAAAAUAAAAGCAACCCAUGCACAGGCCUAGUGAAGUACUUUUGGCGUAAUUCUAAAUACAGAUAUGUCUGCUGUUAAUUUUACUUAUCUAAACAAAUAAACAAGGGUAUUUUCAUUAGCUGGUAACUUGGAUGGAAGUCUGUGUGUAUGCAUUGUGUGGAUACCCGACAACGGAACUUGUAAAAUAAUCUAAGAAGAUGUGUUUUUUUCUAGUAGAUGAUGUAGUACUUUUAAUCUAGAAAUCUCACAGCACAAUUGUUCUCUAGACAUUUAUCGUGUUGUAAAGUUAUCCAGACAGCUGUUUAUCAGUAUGCUUUGCUGCCUCUUGUAUUAUUGAGUAUUGAAGAUCAAAAUGUCAACUGUCAAGUGGCUUCUGUACAGUGGUGGCUUAAUGAGGACUUAAAAACCACAAUCAGUCAAGUGUUUUUAGUAUUGCUGUUUUCAAACUUUUGAAUAAAGUUGCAGCUGGUUGUCAUUUC